ACCUACUCUUGAAAUCUAGAAUGGCGACUGCUGUAUCUCAACUAUAUUUUUCUGUCAACCUAUAACCCAUUUUGACUUUGUUUGGAUUAUUCUUUGAAUUAUAAACAGCUCACCAACCGCUUUAAUCCUAUCUGAAAUAAGUUAUAAUACCAAUUUAAAACUCCAACAAUGUAUGACGUUGGCUCUGAAACAGAUUCAAUUGAUCCUAGAGUGCAUAUUGAACUAGAAAGACUGAACUCCGCUACAGAUGAAAUCAAUAGAUUGGAAGUUGAACUUGAUGAUGCCAGAAUCGAUUUUAGGCUUUUAUUAUGUGAAGGUACACAAAAAACAGAUUCUUUGAAAAGUAAACUAGGAAUGUGCGUUGAAAGAGCAAAACCUUACUACGAAGCUAGGAUUGCUGCCAAUGAAGCUUUUAAAAGCACACAACAAGCUGCAAUCAAAUUUGAAAAAGCAAAUAGUUCCCAUAGAGCAGCAAGAGAAAUGGUUUUUCUGGCUGAACAAGGACUGGGAGGCAGAACUCUAGAUCCUGCUUGGCAAGAAAUGUUGAAUCAUGCUACUCAACGAGUUAAUGAAGCAGAAAAGGAAAGAACUACAUCAGGAGCUGAGCACAGACUCGCUUGUAUAAAACAUGAAGCAGCCUGUGUGAAAGUCCAAGCAUUGCAAAAAGAUUUGAAAAGAGCAAUAUCAAAGAGCAGACCCUAUUAUGAAGCUAAAGCUCAUUAUAAUACUCUCUUAGAGCAAUAUAAAAAUAAAAUACAGAAUUAUGAAUCUCAAGUUUCUAUCGUAAAAUUAACAUAUGCUGAAGCUCUUCGAAAUUUGGAACAAAUUUCUGAUGAAAUUCAUACAAGAAGAAGAAACUCUUCUAUUCCUUCUGGAAAUUAUACAAAGAACAAUCCUAAAAGGAUAAGUGUGGAUUCCAAUGAAUCUCUACUAGAUGAUGCUCAGGAAUUAAUAACUUUGGAUGGAACAGCUGCAACUUUCACACCGCAUGCUAUUGCAGGUGCAAGUAGUACAAUGGAAUUCCAUAGAAGCCAAGAAGCUGGUAUAUCUCCAACAUUCUCUACAACCCCAAGUGAAAAUAUAGGAAAUCCUAUUAGUUCAAGAACUCAAUCAAGCGAGUGGAUAGAAAUAAGUUUGGAAAAUUCAAGUCCUGAAGAGGAGCUAUUCUCAAAAAAUUCUGAAGUAAUCUUCAAACAACCAUUAACAGAGCAAAUUACUUCAUCAAAUAAUAUGACUGAGAAUGAUUGUUCCAUCAAAAAUAAAAUCAAAUUGGAUUCUAGGAUAUCUAAUUGGAUUUCCAGAUCAUCUUUAUCCAAUGAUAAUAAUGGAAGUAAUGGAGCAAGAAGACAAAGUCUAGAUAAUCUUCUGGGUCCAACAAGUGAGAAAAUGAAAGGAAUGCUUUCACAAGGCAUGAUGUUGUUGAAUAUUGGUAACUCAACAGAAAGACGAAACAGUGAACCUAAGUUAGGUUUAACAGAAGAAAGACCAAAAUUUUCUACAAAGAAAUUACCUAGUCCUUUAGAAAAAACUCUUACAUAUCUCUCAGCUGAUGAUGAUACAUCUGAUACUGAAAGUUUAUCAAGUGUUGAUAUGCUAAAUGAUGAUCAAAUCUGUUCAUUGAUGCUAGAUAAGGACAUUGAUAUUGUAUGUGAACAACUCCUGGGAACACCAAUCAAUGAAGUUGUUUCUGGUCCAUUUUAUGCUUCUUCUGGUUUUUCCAGCAAUUGACAUAGUAUAUGCGAUGUAGUACAAUAAUGAUAUUCCUCUUUUUAUGUUUUUUUGUCAUUUAUUAUUUUCUUUAGAAUAGGCAUGUUUAAUAUCACUCUUUUCCAAAAUUCACAAAAUAUUUAACUCUUUUCAAAUGUUCUGCAGUAAUAUUAAAAAAAAUGCUAUAAUAAAAGGUAUCUGGUUUCUGUUAA
Harmonia axyridis is the source of this 1919-nucleotide messenger RNA. Its product is annotated as SH3 domain-binding protein 5-like. Gene Ontology annotation, cellular component: cytoplasm. Gene Ontology annotation, molecular function: protein kinase inhibitor activity. The record is from RefSeq and is a predicted model, not a curated record. The coding region runs from base 169 to 1728 and encodes 519 amino acids. NCBI's taxonomy places the organism in Eukaryota, Metazoa, Arthropoda, Insecta, Coleoptera, Coccinellidae. The transcript has 5 exons. Gene Ontology annotation, biological process: intracellular signal transduction; negative regulation of protein tyrosine kinase activity.